GAGAAUGUGGAAAAGAAGAAAAAUGGAACUUCAUUCAUCUCCUAUGGUUUAUAUACCAGCUGGAAGAAGAGGUGAUUCUCUGCAAGGGAAAUUCACCAGUUCGUAUCCUUCUCCUUCCCCAGCUGCCUCAUUGGUAGAGGUUGUAAUAUGGACCCCUCCUCUAUCUCUCACUGUUCCAUAUGCCUCAUUGGUUGAGGUUGGGAUGCUGUUGACUGCAAUUCCUCCUUUCCCCCUCACCUCCCCAUAUGCCUCAUUGGUUGAAGUGUGGAUACUUGUGCCUCGAUCUUUACUACCUGUUUAAUAGGUAAUGAAAGAACGCUCAGAAUUGU
Geodia barretti is the source of this 329-nucleotide messenger RNA. NCBI's taxonomy places the organism in Eukaryota, Metazoa, Porifera, Demospongiae, Tetractinellida, Geodiidae. The record is from the annotation of a GenBank genome assembly.